Haliotis rufescens (red abalone) is the source of this 10668-nucleotide messenger RNA. RefSeq names its product cadherin-23-like. The record is from RefSeq and is a predicted model, not a curated record. Lineage: Eukaryota; Metazoa; Mollusca; Gastropoda; Lepetellida; Haliotidae. The transcript has 38 exons. Gene Ontology annotation, biological process: homophilic cell-cell adhesion. Gene Ontology annotation, cellular component: plasma membrane; cell-cell junction. Gene Ontology annotation, molecular function: calcium ion binding. Bases 705 to 6428 code for a protein of 1907 amino acids.
UCUUCGUGCAGACGAAAACAUCUGUCGCAGUGACACAGAAUGGGGUCUUGGAACCAGGUGAAUUUACCUGUAUAACACGAUCAGGUAUAGAAACGCGGGUGUGUUGGUCGAAGACAUUUGUGUACUUUUACAUACACUGACCCGUCAAAACACUUUAUGAAGGAUAAGUGUUCAGACUCCCAUUUACAAGGAAUCACAAGAGGAAACAUUGAAGGGAUAAACGGUAGAGUUACCUGGUUAAACAUCACCGUGACAAACGGCGCUUUAGGCGCCUGUUUCAGCGACAGGCAAGGAUACAGUACCAUGGUAUAACACAACGAAUUAAACUGGAGAUCCAUGCUACAACCAGAAACAUAUAUUGAAGACCUUUGAAGAAUAUGAAGAGUUGCAUUAGAGGGUGACAUUCAAAGGAUAUCGACGUACAAAUUUACAAGUCCUUUGGCACCGAACUUUUUGAAGGACUAUCUACAAUAUUGAUAGAAAUUCAUUACAGGACUUUGUACGCCACAUCUACCUCAUCUAUCUACUAAAUAGGCCACAGUUCCUUUGAAUCAAGAAUGUUAUCAAUGUCUGUUUGUGAUGAGUGACUUUUGACAUCUAUCAUGUUGAAGUGUUUGGUCCAAGUUGUCGCAUCGGCUGCAAGUGUUGACAAGAUUUCCAGCAGGUGAAGCUGAUUGACCAAUACCUAACCCUAAGCUUCAGCCAUGGCACACUGCAUCUCUCAGGGAAACACCAGUAGACUCUAUGUUAUUUGUGUUAUAGUCAUCUCUACAAUAAUAGGAACAGUUGUUUCGAACAGCCCUCCUCAGCUGAGAAACUUUGGUGGUGUUAUUAUAUGGCCCGAAGAUACACCAAUAGAUACCGUUCUUGGCAACCUGACAGCGGUAGAUUUUGAUGGACCAGAAGAUCUGACGUUCAAAACGUCAACAGAUGAAACCAAGAAGCUGGUGUCCCUGAGUGCUCCACGGAAAGUUGAUGCCGACACAUGGAUUGUUGACAUUGUCCUUAAAGCUGCACUAGACAGAGAUUAUGAACCUAGUGAAAGAAAACUUUUUUUCUCAAUAGACGAUUCUACAAGUGAGGUACCGGCCCGAGUAUCAUUAUUUAUCAGGGAUGUGAAUGAUGUCAGGCCGCAGUUUAAAGAUAUGCCAUACAAAGCCACAAUAAACGAGAGUGAGGUUGCAGGGUCAGUAGUUUUCACUGGGGUCAGCGCCACUGACCCCGACAAUGGCAGGGGAGGAACCAUACAGUAUUCCAUGGAGACGGACGCCCAGGCUGCAGACGAGGACUACCGCACCACCUUCCAAAUUGACCAAUACUCUGGGGUCAUCAAAAUCAUCAGGCCACUGGAUUAUGAGAAGCAUAAUUUCUACCAGUUCAAAAUCAAGGCAGUUGAUGGCUAUGGGUUGGAAGGAGAGCCGGCAGAUUUUGUGGUGACUGUUCUGGAUGUCCAAGACACUCCACCGUACUUCAUCAAUCUGCCGUACAGCGCGGAGGUGGAUGAAAAUGUCACAGUGGGAACAGCAGUGCAGCAAGUGUCUGGCUUAGAUGGAGACAGGGGAAUUCCUAACAACCUCACAUACAGUUUUGUUAGUGGUGACUAUCAGAACUUUGACCUUGAUCCCCACUCUGGAUGGGUGACUGUAAAACACCCUUUGGAUCGGGACUCCCAGAAUGUGAGGAACAGAGGGGGCGUGUAUGCCUUCUAUGUAGAGGCAGCAGAGCAGAUUCCACUCGGACAAGUGAACACCAACCAGACUACAGAGACUACCCUUGUCACCAUCACCGUGCGGGACAUCAACGACAACGACCCAGUGUUCAGCCAGCCCUCCUAUAAUGCCAGUAUCCUGGAAAACAUGCAGAAUGGGGUACCCAUCACAUUCCAGCAGGAAGUCAUGCGAGUUUCGGAUGCAGAUCAGGGAACCAACAGCCACUUUGAACUGCACAUACAGAAGGAUGGGCAGCCCUACGAGGACUUCUUGCCACUGCCCUCUGAGGUGUAUGCCGAGUCCACGGUCCUCAUCAGAGUCAACAACUCCCAGGAACUGGACUAUGAGAAGAACCACCAGCUGGUGUUUGAGGUGGUUGCCAAGGAGAUGGAUACAGAAGAAAGGCGAUCAAGCACUGCAACUGUUACAGUCAACAUUGAGGAUAUGAAUGACAAUGCUCCUGUGUUUGCCAAUGACACCUAUCUUGUGACGCUCAAGGAGAAUACUCCCAUUGAAACUAGUGUUGCACUUAUCAAUGCUACCGAUGAAGAUUCUGGCAUCUUUGGCACUGUGAGAUACACAAUCCGAGGAGGAAACAAUAAAUUUCGUAUUGGCCUUGAAUCAGGAGUCAUCUAUGUAUCUGGUGACCUUGACCGUGAGACAACAGAUGAAUAUUACCUGACUGCAGAGGCCAAAGAUGGUGGUGGCCUGAGAACACCAGUGGAGGUGAAGGUUGUCAUUGAGGAUGUCAAUGACAAUGCUCCAAUGUUCCGGCGUCAAGCAUAUGAGGGCACUGUGAGAGAACGUGAUGUAGACUUCCUCAGGCCGUUGAUGGUGGAGGCUCUGGAUGACGAUGAAGCCUUCACCAACAACAGUGAGGUCCGGUACAGAAUUGAUAGUGUUACCCCUGGACUUGAGAGUAACUUCAGCAUUGAUCCAGUCACUGGCAGGAUCUGGGUGCAAGAUCCUCUGGACUAUGAAAAACUUGACCCUACAUUGAAGGGCAAGGUCACCAUGCAGGUCAUGGCCUAUGACCUUGGGGAGCCACAGAAGACAAGCCUAGUUCAAGUUGAUAUCACAGUGGAGGAUGUGAAUGACAAUGCUCCCAUCUUUGAAGAGGACCUCUACACUGUUAGUGUGCCAGAGAAUUCAACUCAAGGUUCAGUCCUAUUAAAUGUAACUGCAACUGAUCUUGAUAUUGGGAGUCCCAACAACGAAUUCAUCUAUAGAAUUGAAAGUGGUGCUAUGGAUAAAUUUCGAAUCGAUUUCGAGACUGGUAGUGUAUUUGUAGAAACAGGUGCCAAGCUAGAUCGAGAGGACAAAAAUGUUUACAUAAUGAAUGUGUCAGCCAUUGACAAAGGCACCCCACCUCAGACCGGCAGGUGUGUUGUCAUCAUUCACCUGACGGAUGUUAAUGAUAAAUUACCUGUAUUUACACCUGAGAGCCAAUCAAAAACAGUGAUGGAGAAUCUGGGUAUAGGAACAACUGUACUGACAUAUAACGCUACAGAUGCUGAUUUGAACAGUGAACUUGAAUACAGUGUGUUGAAGUCACUGACAAAGGCCUACAACGACCGCAAUGAUGAAGUGGAUGUAGUGGCUAGCAACAUAACAGAGUAUUUUGAUGUGUAUCCCAACAAUGGCACAGUGUAUGUGGCCUCCCAACUGGACAGAGAGACCGCUGAGAGGGUUGUCAUCAAGGUCCUAGUGCGAGACAUCAAUGCAUGGGAACCAGUGGAUCAGACUGCCACAGCAACCUUGACAGUGACGUUGGAGGACUACAAUGACAAUGCCCCACUCUUCCUCCCGACCCCGAUGUACAGCGCCAACAUCUCCGAGGGCCAGGAUGUUGACAGCGAGGCUCUACGGGUGGAAACGGUCGACCCAGACAAGAACCAGCAGGUCACAUACACCAUCAAUGACAGAUUUGAGGCCUUCAAGAUUGAUCCUAGGACAGGUAUCAUCCGUCUGAAGCGAAAGCUGGACAGAGAGGCAAGAUCAUCACUGCAGUUCACUGUCAUCGCCACAGACAAUGGUGUUCCUGCUCAGAGCUCAUCAGCGGUGGUGUUUGUGACAGUGUUGGACACGAAUGACAACUCUCCGGUCUUCCUGCCUCAUAACCGCACUGCCCGUGUCUCGGAGGAUGCAAAUGUUGGACACGUAGUGGUCACCCUUGGUGCCAUAGACAGCGAUAUCGGAAACUUCGGAAAAGUCUUUUAUUUGCUUGAUGGGGUCAACAAUGACGGAACAUUUGUCAUUAAUGAGAGCAAUGGUGAGAUAACUGUAGACAAACCUCUUGACAGAGAAUCCCAAGAUGAGUAUACCCUGGUUGUGGUUGCCAGGGACAACCAGAAGGAACCUCAAGACCAGAGAUCAAAUAGAACAUCAAUACUCAUCCAAAUCGAGGACGUCAAUGAUAAUGCUCCACAAUUUGCUGUCAUUGGUUCUCAAAGUAUCCCAGAGUCGUCUCCCCUAGGUAGCAGUGUGUACCAGAUUGUUGCCACCGACAAUGAUGCUGGCGACAAUGGAACUGUUGUGUACAGUCUUGAAGGUGAUUCUAAUGCUACCAACAACAGGAACCAGGCGUUGUUUGGCAUCAACGCCGUGACAGGUAUCAUCUCCGUCCAGGCUGACCUUCACAACACAGUGGGAGUGAGGUAUGUCACAGUGAGGGCCAAGGAUAUGGGGUCGCCGCAACUCUCCAACUCCACAACGCUCUUCCUCCAAGUUCUGGAUGUCAAUGAUGAUGCUCCCCGAUUUGUGGUUCCUGAUCCAGACAAUCCUGUGGUUGUUAUUAAAGAGGAUCAGCCAGUUGGAACACACAUCAUUACGCUGCAAGCACAGGAUGACGACUUUGGCCGUAACGGGGAAGUUGUGUAUACACUGGUGGAGACUGAGUCGCGCCUGGACUGGCAGAAGUUCCAUGUGGACAGCCUCACAGGCAACCUCACCAACAGGGAGGUGCUGGACCGGGAAACACAUGAAAGCUAUGAGCUGCUGGUCCGAGCCACCGAUCGGGGUGUUCCCAGGAACUACUCUACGGACCUCACUCUCACUGUGCGUGUCAAGGACGUGAAUGACGAGAAGCCCAAGUUUGACCGAACUCUUUACCCCACACCCUACCCUGUUGCAGUGGCGGAGGAGAGUGACAGCGCUUGUGCUGGAAAUAUCAGCAUUGCGAAGGACAACGACAUCAACUUCAACUUUACCAUAAUCUGUUACUAUAUUUAUGCUGAAGAAAUCCCAGGAGCGUUCACCCUAAACAAGACAGGUGAGCUGUGCCUGAAGAAGAAACUGGAUAGAGAACAGUUAAAAUCAACCCACCUCAUCAUCCAAGCUUCUCCCUUCUGUUACGAGGACAUCAAACCCAAGACAUUUGUGCGGCCAGCGCCUGGUGAACAGCCUCAGGGCUAUGACAGCAGUGACCUGACACUGCUGUGGGUGAACGUGACCAUCAAAGAUAUCAAUGACAACCCGCCACAGUUUAACAGGAAGGACUUGGUGCUUGGUGUUACGAGGAGCACUCAGUUCGGACAGAUUAUAUUUGAGUUGAAGACUGAGGUGACUGACAAAGACUCUCGUACAUGGGGAGUGAACAAAUUCGACCUUUCGGGCAACAUCGGCAUUGAACCUGAGGCGCUUCGUAAUGAGCUGGCUGAGAUGGGAGUAGACAAACCAUUCCUUGUCUUUCCAAAUGGUUCCCUGAAGACAAACACAUACUUCAAGCCAACCAUGUUUGGUUCCUUCUUGCUCAAUCUUGCAGUUUAUGAUAAGGGAGGCCUCAAUGAUUCAGCUCAGCUCAAGAUAUCUCUCAUCAAUGAUGACCAAAGACUGAAGGUUGUAUUUAGGAGGAGGCUGGAAGACGUCAGCUCAGUCAAGGAUUUCUUUACAGAGCGGUUACGGAAUAUCACAGGUUACAGGAUCGUAGUAGACAAGAUCUCCACGCAUGAAAAUGAUCAAGGAAAACCAGAGAUAGAAAAGACUGACAUGUUGAUACAUGGAGAAGACCCCAAAACUGAUAAAGUCAUACCUGCUGAGGAUCUUCUAAAGUCCAUAGAUUUCAAUGCAGAGCAUAUGAUAGGCAUUCUGAACGAUUACAAUAUUGAGAGAAUAGUGCCAACAAGUUCCACAACACCACAAAACUCCUCAGAGAAAGAGCUGAAGAUGGCCCUUAUCCUGGUGUCCGUUAUCCUUGGCAUGUUGCUGGUGGUCGUCAUUGUCACAUUCUACAUGAGUCGGAGGAAGUACCAAAGAAAGUUGAAAGCUGCAACAGCCAUGGCUUAUGUCACUCAUAAUGGAGCUGGUUCCCAGGACUCGGACCUGUACAAGCUGGAGAUGCCAGGCACCAACAUCCACUCUUACGAGAAUGCCAACCCCAUCUACCUGGAGAAGAUCCUGCUGGACCAGGUGGAUGAUGACGGGCAAAACUCCCUGGAUGAAAAUGCAGUGGAUCCUGGACAACCCUUUGAUGAGCAGGAGGUUUCUAUGAAUAUCUUCCCUGAGGAUAAAGAUUUCACUAACAGUCUUUCUUCUACUGACCUCUAUCUUAAAGCAGCUCUCAAUGAACACGAAACUUCCAGAAACCUUAAAAAUCAUGACAUUUCCAAGAAGUUUCAACACACAAAUGGGAAACUCAAGAUUACCAAUGGACAUGCUCAUAAAGACAACGAUGUCAUUACUACGAGAAAUGUUGAUGGUUUGCAGACAACAGAAAUCUAGAGAUAUUAAUGUAUCAUUUAUGAUAACAUAUAUCAGAGGUGCUGAAUCUUUAACAGUUAAUCUAUGUGAUGACAGUUUUUAUCUUAACUAUAGCUGUACAUACUAGCUCAACACAAGCCAUCAAUGAUGAUUUGGUUUCUAUGGUUACUGCCAUAAAAGCCAACUCAGUAUUUUUAUAUCCAUGUGAUGAACACUUUAAUUAAUUAUGUGAUGUUUUUAAGUUAUUAUGAAAGUAUGCCUCUAACUGCAACACAUUUCAAGUGAGUCUUGACGUUGUCACCAUAUGGAUGUUGAUGAUUGUUGUUGUGCUCCAACAGUGCUUUCAAGAAACUGGACAUGAGUGUGUUCAACUUUAAGAAUGAAGUUGAGACAAGAGUUUGAAAUGACAUUGGUAUUGUGCUUCAUUAAUGCAACUGAUGCUGUAUUUAUGCAACUGGUGGUGUCCCAGGUCUAACUUGUCCAGCUUCAGAACACUGAAAUUGGUAUAUGUUAUUGUGUCAGAACACAUGCAUCAUUUCAGACUUGUAUCAGGAAUACUUUAUGGGACAUAGUACCUGCCACAAUUGUGUGAAAGUGGCAGUCAGUCACUUCUCAACAUAAACCAUGGACAUUGAGUGGUUUAGAAGUGGUAUGAGAAACAUUCAGCAGAAUGAAAAUCAGUGGUAUGUGGAGAAGACUGAAGACCAUAUGAACACAGAAUUGGUUAAUGACAUCAUACUGUCAUAUCCUGUGCAUUGUUGUGACAGAAUAUUUGUGCUGUACAGGAUGUGGUGUAACGUGGAUGCCAGGCCACUGUCACUAUGUGAAUCUGUCGCUGGAGACCCAACCAUAGGUUUCACCAGGCCUGGAAUCCUUGCAGGCCUGGAAUCCUUGCCCAUGUGGAUCAAGCAGACACUGAAGUGAUAACAGUGUAACAGAUGUAACAAUGAUGUGGAGUUGUGAUGGGACAUGUUACCAUUGAUUAACUAGUCAACCACUUCAGCAUGUGAUGUGCCCUGACCUGGUCCAGAUGCCCAUGAUACAUUAACACUGGUAGAGAUGUUGAAGUAUCAAGGGAGAGGAAGAUGCCACGCUGCCUCCAGACAAUCACAGAGCAUGCAUCCAGAUUGCCCUCCAGGUUGUGAGAUGAUGAACAAUGGCAUAUGCUGCUUGGGCUGGGAAAUAGGAACUUAGAGGAUGACAGUGUGAUAAGGUACCCGGACAGUUGGAGUGGGAGAAAUGUAUAUGCUACAUCAUGGGGAUGGACAGGAUGAGUACAUUUGAAUCUGACAGUUGUGCUGCAUCCAGGUGUUGAAUAGGAUAUGACGAUGAACAUGUGAAAAUAGAAUAUGAUGCAUCAAUGUUUUAUACAAAAAGGGUUUGUAUGAAUAUAAGAAAUGUGAUAGCUUGUUCAUAGCAUCGCUUUAAUGUUAUAUAAGACAUGCAAAUGUACUCAGGAAUGAUGCAUGCUUUCAGUGAAACUAUUACUCAGUCUUUGUAAUCAGCCUUUAUCUGAACCACAGUGUGUUUGGUGAGUGUUUUGUUCAUUUCUAUUCCUUUGUCUUGUCAGUUAAGUUUGUAGCUUGAUAAUGUUUUGUACUUUCAAAGUGGAAAAUGUUAGAUAUUGUGUGGUUCUGAAGUGUAUUUAUGCAGACAUUGUGUUUAUGCAUUGUCUUAUAAGAACAAACAAAAUCAAAACCAAGGAAUGUUAUCACGUUGAGUCUCCAUUAACAAUGACUUGCCACAUAUUUUCAUAUUUGUCUUAAUAAUAAAACUUAAUCUUGUUGAUUUCUGCAAUAUGUAUGUUCUUGUAUAUAAUAUGACCACGUUGUUACAUAUUUUUGACACACUAAGUUCUAUAUAUUUUAUAUGCAGAUAUAGUAUAGAUAAAAAUAUUAUAAAAAUCAAAUUUGUUAUUGUGUUAAGAAUAUGUAUAACUCUUUGAGCAUUGUGAAAUUUCAGUUGCACAGAUACAAAUUAAUUCACUGAACACAUGUACUUAUUGGUAACUAAUAGUAAAUGUAGAUACUGAGAUGUAUUGUUUUGUAUACAUGUGUAUAUACAGUAAUGGAGAGGAGCAGCCAGUAUCGAGACCAUGUGAUAUCAAACGAAAUCCACCUCGCUUGCAUGUGUAGUCAGGUCUUAAUUCAGUACUUUCAGAAUCAUUAUUUUUUACACAAGACUUUCCAUUUUUCAUACAUAACGCUUUGGAUUUAUGGGAUUUUAAUAAUUAAUUCUCAAAAUUAUGUUUUCUUGACUGGGAUGUUGAUCAUCAUUUAAAAAUAGAAAAUCAAUUCUUCGUCUGAUGUUAUGGUUUUAGUUCAUUCAUUUGAAUUUUUUAGAAAAAAAACCACUUGUUUUCUUACAUAACGCUUUGGAUUUAUGGGAUUUUAAUAAUUAAUUCUCAAAAUUAUGUUUUCUUGACUGGGAUGUUGAUCAUCAUUUAAAAAUAGAAAAUUAAUUCUUCGUCUGAUGUUAUGGUUUUAGUUCAUUCAUUUGAAUUUUUUAGAAAAAAAGAACUUGUUUGGUUUUCUUAUAAUAAUUUUACUCGUGAAUAUUUAAAUUGAUAUAUUUUAUUUGUUUUUAUUUCUCUCAUGUCCUAAAGGGCUUUAAUUAGACUUUGCCUGUACAUACAUGUAGUAGGGUUCCAUGUUAGUAAUCAUGAAUCAUUGUACAUAACCAUUUGUAUUAAACCAAGCCGGACUUGGUUGUUGAUGUAUCACUCUGAGUGUACCAUCCUGUGCAUAUUGUGUGGAGAGGGAAAUGAUCAGCUGCUUGCAAGCCUCACUGAAGACAUAAGACUUGGUGUUUUCAUAGUAAUAUGUAUCAGACAUACAUGUGAUGCUUGAGAUGUGAGACUCACUGUUAAGCACACAGUACCCUGUAUGUGCUUACCUUGCCCACCUCCUUCAUGAUCAAAAUGCAUUAGGCAAGUGACUUUGUUUGAAAUGUGCCUCUGUUCACCCAGCAGUGAGUGGGUACCCGGUAGGAUGCGAUGGUAAUGUGACUGUUAACCUUCAUGCGCCUCACAGGCACCUGGGGUUGUAUACUCCCCAGGGAGCUGAGAAUGAAAAUCGAGUGCUCACUGAUCCAUUGACCAGGGUAAUAAUAGUGUAGCGCUAUCAGCAUCCACUUGGUGAAUGAAUCUGGCACAAUAUAAAUGCAAUUAUUAUUAUAAUUAUUACUUGCUGAGGAAUGUGAAUGCAAAUUGCUACUGUUGGAGGACAGUUGACUGGAUAUUUAAAAAUGUACUCUGUAUGUUAUGAAUCUAGUAAAUCCUGAUCAUGAUGAUAAACAAUUAUUCUCAGAUGGCUGCAAUAAUCAGUGGAAUCAGGUUGGUAUCAGUCAGCAUUUUAACGUCCCUAUGUACUUGCCUCAAUGUAUACAGGUAAUCAAUUAAGUUAAAUCCUGUGAUAUUUCUGGGAAGUGUUUAUUUAUUUCCAUUGUAUUGUGUUUCUUGCCAUUGAAGCUACAACUUCCUAGUCCACCAGUAUGUAACCUAAGGUAUUCCUCCCUAGUCUGCCGCCAUUGUCUCAGUAAAGAGCCAGAUCUAUGCAUCUACUGUAUAUGAUUACAUAAAUCUCAUAGCUUAUCCAUGUUCAGUUUGUGUGCAAAGCAUUAAGAAAACUAAGUAUGAUAGCUUCAUAUACCUGAAUAGGCUUGAUGACUGGAGCUACUACCUGUGUGACGACUAGCAUUAAUCACAGCAUGAUAAAGAACAGAGAGAUACUGGAACUAAGUUAUUUAGUUUUGGUGAGGGGGUGUUAACCAUUGAUUUACAUUAUUAUCGUUAGAAUUUGUGUCAUGAGUUCCUAAUGUAAAAAUACAGGCCUAUGUCAAUGCGCACUAUUUGGUAUAAAGUUUGUCAACAUCUAAAGUACAUGUAAACAUAAAUAUUAAAUGUUGAUACCAGAAUUAUCAAUCUUGAUUGUCUGCCGAAACAGAAAUGCUUUGUAUGAAGACAGACAGCAGUUUGUUGGAAAUUAAGGCUUUUAGUUAGUAUUUCAACUUUGGAUUAAUCUCAUUUAACUGUUAAUGAUGGAUUUUUACAGAUUAUGAAUGUUAAUUUUACACUACUAUUUAUCUCAUGACUGACAGAAUGAAAAAAUAUUUCCUUUUAACCUAGAGUAUUGAAAUCACUGUUGCUUCUGUGUAUGGAGAAAGCACAGUUUCCUAAGAGAUUUGUUGUCCAUAUGUUGUUAUGGUAACUAUGCAUCAUCCAUUGUGAUUCACAUUGUUGAGAAUAAAUACUGUAAAAUAA